UUAUGUCGGUCGUGCAGGGGCAGGGGGCAGAACCCUUCCCCCGCUUACGCGUGAAAGUUUGAAUAUUAUGACAACGCAUGUGCGCGUGAUUGCACCGCAUACCCAUGUCGCUAUGUUUUAUCGGUAUGACAACCUGAAAAGUGGUCAAUUUUAACGAUUAAUGUCUCGCUUCGCGGGGUAGAGCGACACUUUUUUCUGCGAAAUUCUUUCAUUUUAGACAAAAACGCGUCGAGUGAGCAUAAAUUUAUCAAAAUUGGAGGUGAAGUAGCGAUACUAAAUAAUUAGCAAAAUGCCGAACUGUUGCUUCAAAAAUUGUAAAAGCAGAACAGCGGUCAGGUGGAAAAAUAAAAGUCAAGUGGCGUUUGAAAAAUUGCACGGAAAAAUUUCGUUUCACAAAGUUCCAAAAGAUACACAGCGACGAAAAGUGUGGCUGGAUCGUGUUGGCUUAGGUUCUAGCUAUGUAUCUCAACAUGCUUACCUGUGUUCCCUGCACUUUGACAACGCCGAUUUGGACAGAACUUCUCUUUCUUGUAUUAGACUUCGAACAAAUGCACUUCCAAAGAUAUUUCCUACAGAGACAAGCAGUUGCGACGAAACCAAUAGUGAGCGGGUGGAGGAACAACAUUCGAUAAAAAUGGAACAGCUACUACACGAUACGAGUAAUACGAGUGAGGUACCAUUCAUAAAAUGCGAGUUUGAGGAUUUUGAGAAUCAACAGGUCCAACAGAGUGAUGAAUUAGACAUGGACAUCGAUAUAAAAAGUGAAAUUGAAGCAGCAUUGGAGGAGAAUUAUCCCAUAGUAACUACCCCAAAGCAAGUCGACUUACCAAAGCUAGUCAGCGUAGGAACCAUCGUGUCGCCGUCACUCAGCGAGAAUACUCCUCGGAAAGUUUUUCAGAGAACUGUUUUGGAGAAUAUGAAGUCAACCUACAAAUCCAAAAUCAAGAGCCUCCAACAGCAACUGCGGAGAAAAGAGAAGCGUAUUGCUGAUAUGCAAAGCAUCUUAACUGCAUUGUGUAAAAAAAAUCUUAUUGGUGCCGAACAACUGGACGUACUGAAGGAUUUAGAUACUGUUAAUAAACAUUUACUGAAACGUGAGGUUGCUAAAACUAACAAGCUAUCAGUGACGUAAAAAUUCAGUCCUGAAUUAGGAUCUUUUGAACUAACUCUUUAUUGUUAUUCACCGCGAGCGUAUACGUACGUCCGCUUAACAUUCGAUACUUGUUUGCCCCAUUCGAAGACAUUGAGCAAAUGGUACCGAACAAUAAAUGCUGAGCCAGGUUUUCAUGCAGAAGCUUUAAAAUCAAUUGCAGAUCGUGCUAAAGCUAUACAAUAUCCACUUUUUGGUGCAUUAAUAUUCGAUGAAAUGGCUAUAAGGCAGCAUGUCGAAUAUAUCGGUCACAAGUUAGUGGCUACGUUGAUAUGGGGCCUGAUAUUGAAUGUAGUGAAGGAGAAAUAGCUACCCAAGCUUUAGUUUUUUGAAUUGCAUUAACGGGUCUUGGAAGAUUUCUAUUGGAUAUUUUCUUGCAACGUCAAUGCGGAACAGAAAUGUAACCUUGUUCUGCAAGCAUUGACACUGCUACACGACCACGAAAUGAAUGUAAUUAGCGUGACGUUUGAUGGUGCGCCGUCAAACAUAAGUAUGUGUAGUAGGAUGCAACCUAAAUAUAACGUCCUUUCAGACUCAUCUUGAACAUUCCAGCUCGGAGGAACCAGUUGCGAUAUUGUUUGAUCUGUGUCAUGUGCUGAAGCUGUUUCGCAACUGCCUUGCAGAAUACUCAUCAAUGGUUGAUGACGAGGACAACCUAAUUCAGUGGAAAUACUUUGUCGAACUGAACAAUUUACAAGAACAGGAAAAGUUAUAUUUAGGUAACAAACUUAGGAAGCGGCAUAUUUUAUUUUUUAAACAAAAAAUGAAAGUUAAGCUCGCUGCACAGACUUUCAGUACAUCUGUAGCAGAUGCAUUAAAGAUAUGCGAUUCAGAUUUGCAGCUUACCGAAUUUGCAGGUUGUACACCAACAAUCAGAACAAUAAGAUUGAUAAAUGAUCUAUUUGAUAUUUUAAAUAUCAAAAGCAUGAAACAAUGGAUUCAAACAGGCAUUGCAUGAAGGUAACAAGGAAUAAAAUAGGAAUAAUAAAACGUAUUUCACGAUUUAUCACAUCAUUGCACGGGCCAAACGGCCCGUGAGAGUCGUGUACUACACUUAAUUAGAGCGAAUAGUAAAUAAAUAUGUUAACGUUAGGUUGUAUUCAAUAGAGCGUUCUAUUACUAAAGAUAAUUUUUAAGUGACAGGCAGGCUGCUAUGAAGGUUGUCUUAUUUAAAGGCCACUAAGGCUAUAUAAGUUAAUAAAUAUUUUAAUGUUGUAACAAACAUAUCAAUAAAACGUACUUAGAUAUGAUUACUUACUUUA
Molecule: messenger RNA, 2412 nt
Organism: Linepithema humile (Argentine ant)
Lineage: Eukaryota; Metazoa; Arthropoda; Insecta; Hymenoptera; Formicidae
Source: RefSeq, a predicted model, not a curated record